UACAUUAGAUAUUACUAAACAAACGGCGAAAUCAGUUAAUAAUCAGUUGUUCUUAUCGCGCGAAUUAAAUGGAAAUAUAUAACGUGUCUUCUUUUUCUUAAUGCGCAUAACAGAUUUCCUUGAUAACGUGAUGCUCGCAAAUCGCUGGGUGAUCAAUAGAUACAGAAGAUUUCAUGUAGCAUAAACAGCAUUUUGCUGAAGAUAUUGCCACCUUCGUAAAUAAUUGUAACAUUAACAUUCACUAAUCAACGUCGAAUAUGACGUGGAAUCCUUUAAAGAAGAAUUACUUGAACCAGAGACCAACUUCUGCGCCACCGCUUUUAUCCUACGUGGAGGAUAAAGAAUUAGAUGCUGUCGUUCAAAAGCUCAUUUAUGUCGAAAGUGCAAUAAGAAAAUUAAUCAAGGAAAUGAAGAAAUAUAUAUUAGCUCUGGCAAAUCUGGAUAAAGCAGAUCAACGAUUGAGUACAAAUCUAAUCAGUUGUGGGCUAGCACAAAAUAACAAUGAAUGUAGAAAGAUAGUGGAAGAGUAUUAUUCUGUCGCCACACAGGUGGGAAAAAAUGUUCAGGAAAUCAGCAGUUUAUGUCAUAAGACAUUUAUAGAACCUCUGAAAAAAUUCAGAAAUGAAUUUGUCACCAUUGCUGCGGCAAUAGCAAAGCGCGAGGAUCUAGUAACUACAUGGAAAUACUUGUAUAAUACGGUAAAAAAAUUACAAGAGAAGAAAGACAGAACUGCGAGUCAUAUCGCAAAGCUGGAAAGAGAACGGCGAGCAGAAGAAGCAGCUGCUAAAGAAUUGAAGACUAUACAUGCUCAAUUACUCACGGAAUUACCGACGUUUCUCGGAAAAAGAUUGGAGUACAUUAAUCCGAGCAUUCACGCUGUGAUUAUGAUACAAUUAAAUUAUUAUGGACAUGCGACACAGUUAUAUACACAAUUGAUGCCUAUUCAAUGUUCUGAAUUCACAUCAAGCAUGGUAAUACCUGAAGAAGAAUAUCAGCGAAUAAUAAGUAUUGAGUUAAAUAGAUUGAAAUCGCUUACUAUAGUGAAAGAUCAUUAAAUAAGUAAUAACAUAUCCCAAAAA
Molecule: messenger RNA, 1079 nt
Organism: Pogonomyrmex barbatus (red harvester ant)
Lineage: Eukaryota; Metazoa; Arthropoda; Insecta; Hymenoptera; Formicidae
Product: bridging integrator 3
Biological process (GO): plasma membrane tubulation; endocytosis; actin cortical patch localization
Cellular component (GO): cytoplasm; actin cytoskeleton
Molecular function (GO): lipid binding; protein binding
Source: RefSeq, a predicted model, not a curated record